UUAAAACUUUCCAAUGGCGACGACUAUGUAAAAUGUUACCGAUAUUUUUAUCCUCAAUAUUAUAAGAUCCAGACUGAUUUUUUGCUAUUUAUUUAACCUUUUAUAUUAAUUAUUAUAUGCCAGUGAAAGUGGUUUAUAAUACGUUGAUUUCUAGUUUUAAGGAGGCUCGCACCUAUGUCAUCUGAGCUGGAAUGCCCAGGGUCGCCUGGGACUGGAGAAUCUGCCAUGGAAGAGGGCGGACCAGCCAGUCCCAUGGAGCAAUCCCAGAGCCAGUCAAUCAGGCCUACAUGCAUGGUGGAUGAUGCAGAUGAUGAAAUGGCAAUGGAUACUUCUGAGCCAGUGGAAAAUGUUGGGCCACAUGAUAAGAAUGGAACACUAGGCAAAGAGAUUGACAAAUAUGAUCCAGAGACUGGGUAUGAUGAACCAGAUGUGUCCAGUAACAUUGACAAUCUGCCCAGGCAGGAAGAUUCUAUCCAAUUUGAUGGUGAAUAUGUCAAGCAGCAAGCAGAAAUUGCUGAUGAUAAGAAAGCAAGUGAAAGUAGUGAUACAAAAGGGUGUGAAGAGGAGAAUGAAUGUGAUGCAGCUAGUGGUGAAAAUGUAGAAAGUGACAAUACCUCAGUUAGUACUGAUCAUGAAAAUGAUUCCUCCUUUAAUGAAUCACGUUCAUCAGGUAUUGAAGGACAGGAAAAUAUUGGUUAUUCACAUGAAAAUAAUGAUGAGAAAGCUGAAGAGAAGACUUUUUCACAUAGCCAUAGUGAAGAAGACUCAGAAUGUAUGUCUCCUAGGCACAAUGAGGAUUUAAAUGUGAUUGAUAAAACUGAAAAUAGAACUAAUUUGUCUGAGCUUAGUGAAACUGAGGAUAAUGAGAAUGAAAAAAUUGUAGGGAAUAGAAGAAAUGAAUAUGAUAAUGAUAAACUUGAUCUGACAGAGUCUGGAACUAGGUUAGAUGAAACUUAUUCCAAAAUCUCAGGGAAUUCAAUUUCAGGUGUUUUAGAAAAAAAAGAUAAAAAUCAAAGCACAGAUAAUAUUGUUAAAAAAACAGGUAACGAUUUGAUAAACAUAGAAAAUGAUGAGGUUCUCAAAGGUACAGAUCUUCAAAAUACUGUUGAUGAUUUGAUUAGCUCAGAGUCGGAUACUAAUGUUGCAGAGACAGAUAAUGAUUGGAAAAGUACACAUAAUGAUGCAGAAAACAAACUUAGUGAUGAGUGUAAAAAGGAAACUGAAAUCAAGCAAGCAGAUUCUUAUGAAGAAGAUAAAGAGGUAAAGGAAUCACUAAGUGGAAUGGAAGACGUUUCUGACGAUGAGACAGAUCUUUGUGAGGAUGAAGCAAUAACAGGGAAGUUGGAGAAAUCUAAUGUUAGUGAUGAUAAAGCUGAAAGUGGUAUGGAAGAAGUGUCAGAUGAUGAAGAAAUGUUCAGUAACAAUGAUGACUCUGACGGUGAAAUUGUAGACAUCCAGACUGAAAAACGGACUUUAUCAGGUAUACCAAACGCAAAAUCUCUAGUGAAUAGUGCUGAAACUAAUAAUUAUUCGAGUGCAAAGCUGAGAAAAAGGAAAGAAGGCGAGGAGAGUGCAGAAGAAGGGGAAGCAUCAGAGGAUGGAAUGGAGGAGGUAUCAGAUGAAGAGGAGGGUGACUUUAGUGACAUAGAGGAUAAGUCCGCUCGGAAGUCUCUCAGUCGGACUGGUGGUGUGAGUGAGGAUGGAGUCCAGUCUGGAGUGGAGGAAGUUUCGUCUGAUGAGAGUGAUGUGGAAAGUGACAGCAUCGUCAGCUCAGACGAAGAACCUCAGAAGGAAACUGAAAGUAGCAAAUCUACAGCAAAGGAUAAAUCUCGCUCGGUUGAAAUAAAGGAAAAUGGUGAAACUGUGACUAUUGAUGAUACUGGCAAAGACGAUGGUGUCAUCGUGAAAGAGAUCUUACAAAAUAUGACAAUUAAGAUUGAUAAUGUUCCAGACAUCAAAGAAGCGAAAGAGGAUACUAAAACAAAGGCUAGUGUUCAUACUAGAAAAACAAGAGACUCCAAAGAUAGAAGAGACACUACAAAAUCUAAAGCGAAGACCAGCUCAGGUCAUAAAGAUGUUCGUGAUAUAGGAGAGAGAUUGAAGUCGCAGGCCAGCUAUGGGGAAGAUGUGGAACUGGACUACGAUGACACUGUACAUGAUGACAGCAAGGAUAAGCAAGGCAGUGAAUCUGAGGGAGAAAUAGUGUCUGGUUCCUCAAGUGAUGGGGAAAUUUCAGAAGAGGAUUGUGAGGAGGGUGAAAUUCGGGAACCAGGCCAGAAAAUCUUCCUGAAACCCACCUGUCGGUUCUUUAUGCGAGGACACUGCACAUGGGGCAUUAACUGCAGGUUUAUACAUCCAGGCAUCAACGACAAAGGCAACUACCAGUUAAUAGAGCGUCCUGGCUUCAAUAACAGACCACCACCACCACCGGAGGAGAAAUUUGAGGAAGAAGAGAGGUCACCUAGUCCCGAGCCCCCACCCCCACCCCCUGAGCCUAAGGAAGAGACUGCAUGGGAGAGAGGCCUCAGGCAGGCUAAAGAGAUGCGCAAGAAGGCUCUGGAGCGUCGGGAGAUGGAGACAAACUUUGAGCAGAAGAAGCUCAACCUGAGUAUCGACGACAACCCCGAGUACGACAAGGAAAACAAGGCCGAGGUCAAGUCUCCCGUCAAGAAACAGCCCUACUAUGACAAAUAUGAGCCCCUCAGCGAUGACGAGUACUAUGACCAGACACCCAUUCGUCAGCAGCAGCGUCAGAUUAUGGAGGAAUCCUGGGGCCAGUAUGAGAACUUUGAGGUGCGCUGGAUGACCCGCGACUCCUCUCCACCCCCUCACCCCCUGGCCCCGGGACGGUUUCCUCACCCUGGGGAUCGGUACCCGCCCCCACCAUACGGUGAACUGCCACCACCCAUGGGCCACAGAAUGAGGGGAAGACCCCCCUCGCCUAGAAGAUACAGUAGAUCACCACCACCUAUGCCUGCUAGGUACAUGAGGGGCAUUCCAACGAGGGACCCACGUAUGCUUCAGCACCGUGAGAAAGUACGGGAACGUAUGAUCGCCAUGUCCCCACCACCACCCACAGACAAGAUCAGUCUGUCUCAGGACGGUCAGAUCAGGGCAGAUGAGUGGCAUGACCCCUGGAGACGGUCAAACGCUAACAAGGGUAAGUCUCCAGAGAAGAGGAGUGGAUCUGGAGGGCGAAGGCAGUCCAGGCGCUCCUACAGUUACUCAUCAUCAUAUUCCUCCAGUUCUUUCUCCUCAUCAAGGUCAAGGUCACGUUCCUCAUCCUACUCUUCAAUCUCCAGUCGAUCUUCUAGUCGCUCAACUUCAUUAAGCAGAUCUCGUUCCCCAGUGAAACGUCCCAGAGGUGGCAUGGUGCCCCGUGGGGCCAGACAUGCAGCCGCUCCAAUGCCUGGCCAGCCUGAUAGGAGACUCAGUCAGGGAGAGCCCCCUAUGAGGGGUCAACCAAUGCGUAGCCCCGAAAAGCGACCUGGGGCGGGUCCCAUCUCCCCCAACAAGGGCCUUAGGGGCCAGCAAGGCAUGCCCGGUCCCCACGGUCGGGUCCAGGGACCCAGGCGGCCUGACCCACCCUCACAACAGAUUGUUGAAGCCGGGCGCAGUCGUAGAUCAGGACCCCAGAGGCCAGGCCAGCUUCAUCAGAAUCAGAAAAAGUUUCAGAUGGAAGUAAAAACUAGAGACAGACCGCUGCCUCCAUCAGCCUUUGGUAAACAAGAUCACAAACAGCUGCCACCAUCAGCAAUCGGCAAACAGAGACCAGUGCCCCCGCCACGUGGGAGGUCAGGGAGUAGUUCUAGUGGCAGCCGGUCUGGCAGUCGCUCCUCCUCCUCCAGCGCCUCCAGUUUUAGCAGUGGCAGCAGCUACAGUCGUAGUCGUAGUGGGUCCUCCUCCUCUAGCUCAAGUAGGAGCCCUGGCAGAGACCAGACCUCCCGUGGUGGCCUGCCCGCUCGUGGGGAACCAGGCGCCCGUGGUUACAGACAGCCGGGUCCAGGGAGACCACCCAUGCCUGGCCGUGGUGCAGAGCGCCCCCGUCAACCCGCUGGUGGUUUCUUGAUGUCUCGAGGCGGUCCUGAUAGAAUGAAGAUUGGUGAGACCAGUCGUCCGGCCACCGUCCAGCAGUCGAGGUCCAACAAGGACCCUAUGAAGGCCACGGGGCAGAAGUCCAACAUCAAACUGACACUCAUCAAGCCCGGAGAACGCCCCUCAGACCGCCCCUCGGCUGGAGGGGACAUGGUUUCUAGGGAUAUCGCUGCUAGGGACAUGGUAACUAGGAAACGGCCCCCUGAGCCCCCAAUGGAGCCCCCUCCCAGCAAGAGGCCCGCAAUGGCAGCCCCACCAAAGUCAGGAGAGAGACCCAUGAAAAAGGCAGAGAAGCCUGUGCCAGUGUCACCAACAAAGGCUGCACCGCGCCCUGUCAGCCAGGUGCGCAUGCCUGCAGGGAAGGUGCCGCAGCCUGCGCCGCCUGUCCCCACGGCAACAGCGAAGAAGAAGAGCACAGUGUCGAGGCGAGAGGAACUGCUCAAGCAGCUGAAGGCAGUCGAGGAUGCAAUAGCAAAGAAGAAAAAGAAAAUGACUUGAGUGUUUUAUAUUUGUGUAAAUUGUAUGAUCGUGUCAUGCAUUUAUUGUAAGUUAUGGGUAUAAUGAUUGGAAGUACAUUGAUACCAAACAUUGAAGCUUUACAUUGAUGUGGAAAAGCUUUAUAUUGAUUUGGGAAAGCUUUACAUUGAUUUGGAAAAGCUUUACAUUGAUUUGUGAAAGCUUUACAUUGAUUUGGAAAAGCUUUACAUUGAUUUGGAAAAUUGAUGUCAAAUCAAAUUUGAAUAUUGAUGCUUUCUUUUGUUCCUGACCUGCCAAGUACUGGUAUAAUGCCAGAUUGUUACUGACAUUCCUGCACAUUACUUGGUCUAUUGUGAACAGGACAAUAAUUCUGUAGUUAACAUAUAGUUAUAGAAUAUUCAGGCAAUUGAGGUUCAGCAAUACUGGAGUGUUGUUUCAAUGUUUUACGCCUGUUUUUCAAAACGAGAAGUAUUAUAAUAUCACCCUUUGCGGCGGCAACAACAGCAGUGUCCGCCCUUUGAUUCAUAUAGUUUUCAUCCGAUCUUCACCAAACUUGGUCAGAAGUUUAUCUAGACAAUAUCUAGGUCAAGUUCGAAUAUGGGUCAUUCCGGGUCAAAAGCUAGGUCGUGGGAUCACUUAGUGCAUUUCAAGGAUUUAGCAUGGUGGCCGCUCUCUAAUUGAAGGAGUUUUCAUCCGAUCUUCACCAAACUUGGUCCGAAGUUGUAUCUAGACAAUAUCUAGGUCAAGGUCGAAUAUAGGUCAUGGUGGGUCAAAAACUAGGUCAUGGGGUCACUAAGUGCAUUUCAAGGAUUUAGCAUGGUGUCCGCGCUCUAAUUGAAGUAGUUUUCAUCAAAUCUUCACCAAACUUGGUCAGAAGUUGUAUCUAGGCAAUAUCUAGGUCAAGUUUUAAUAUGGGUCUUGCCGGGUUAAAAACUAGGUCACGGGGUCUCUUAGUGCAUUUCAAUGAUUAAGCAUGGUGUCAGCUCUCUAAUUGAAGUAGUUUUCAUCCAAUCUUCACCAAACUUGGUCACAAGUUGUAUCUUGACAAUGUCUAGAUCAAGUUCGAAUAUGGGUCAUCCCAGGGCAAAAACUAGGUCACGGGGUCACUUUGCAUUUGAAGGAUUUCGCAUGGUGUCCGCUGUCUAAUUGAAGUAGUUUUCAUCCGAUCUUCACCAAUUUGGUCAGAAGUUGUGUCUAAAUGAUAUCUAGGUCAUGUUCAAAUAUGGGUCAAGUUAUGUGUUGCUUAAUUUUAUAAAAUAUAUCAUUUUGCCUCUCAAGUUGUGCAAAAUCUUCAAACGGGCGUUUCUUAUGACAGUUUGGCACUCUUUUUUAUUGUAGUUAUUUCCUGAAAAUUACCCAAAUAAAUAAAACAAUAUGACACAAUGGUUGAAAUUUGAAUAUUAUUGGUUCUUUUCUCAUUAAGUUCAAUUAGGGCAUUCUGUUUACAAACCAUGUGCAUGUGCAAAAGUAAAAUCAUAAAAUUUGUUGAGACUGUGCUCGAAGUGAAAUUUGGCAGGUCCAACUUUAGUCAGAUUAGUUCUUUUUCUUGUGUGAUUUACUUUAAAUGUAAUAACACAUGGUUACUUUACGCUGAUUUAUGAAGAUCAAGGUCACCCAAAUGAAGGUGUUUGGGGGAUCAGUUAGUUUAUAAAUCAUUUUCAUGUAAGAUUAGUGUUAACCCUUUGCAUGCUGGGAAAUUUGUCGUCUGCUAAAAUGUCGUCUGCUGAAUUUCUAUAAUUAGAAUUUUCUUCGAUUUUUUUUUUCAAAGAAUACUAUCAGAAUAGCAAACAGUUUGGAUCCUGAUGAGACGCCACGUUCUGUGGCAUCUCAUCUGGAUCCAAACUGUUUGCAAAGGCCUUCAAAAUUCAGUUCCAGCACUGAAAGAGUUAACUGAAGCAUUUGCAUUUGUUAGAAGAGCUGUAUGUUUUAUGCUCUAAUGCGUUCGUUACCCAUAUCAUCAUGACUAUAUUAUGAUAACAGUGAUCUAUCAAAAGCCAUUAAUAUCGCAGUGUUGGCCUAUACACUGCCAUGUGUAGAAAUAAUUGAUGAAUCACGUUAUUGUCAUUGGGAAGUACAUGUUUUAUUAUAAUUUUUUAAAAGGAUUUGACCAUGGUUGCAAUUUAAAUAUUGUCCAUUGGAAGCAAGUUUGGGUUAUCAUCACACAUGCUAUAUAUCUAUAAUGACUGAUUAACCUUUUGGCUUAAGGGAUGAUUUAUUGCUACAAUCAAAGGCUGCCAUGAAUGUUUCGUGUACAAUGCGAGUCCAUAUGUACUUGGUAGAAUACAUCGUUAUACAUUUGUUUGAAAAGACAAAGUCUUUAAUUUGUAUCAUAUUUAUUUGUUUCAAUUUUAUCACAAGUGUACUGAUUGUGCUAAAUAUGUUUUUAUUUUAGGAUAUAUAUGUGUUCAACAAACCAUAUGUAACAUUUAUAAUUUGCACACUGUAUCAUGUCUGAUUUGAAAAGAAAUACAUAUGUGAAAUUGU
Molecule: messenger RNA, 7056 nt
Organism: Dreissena polymorpha
Lineage: Eukaryota; Metazoa; Mollusca; Bivalvia; Myida; Dreissenidae
Product: zinc finger CCCH domain-containing protein 18-like
Exons: 22
Coding region: 175-4593 (1472 amino acids)
Molecular function (GO): metal ion binding
Source: RefSeq, a predicted model, not a curated record